ACUUAAGACCUACUUAAGCUUCUUAAAGGAAGAAAAUAAACUUAAGGGAUGAGUCAGCAAAAAAGCCUUUUAUUUCGUAGCUCCUGCCUACUUUGCUGUCUGUUGAUAAAUCCCGCUGGCGGUGGCCUUCAUAUUAUUGGAAGCGAGUGUACGUACAGCACAGUAUAUGAUGUCUCCUAGCAACAGAUAGUGCAACAUGUCAUUUGUAUCAUAAUCUUCAAUCCCAAAAGAUAUCUAUGCAGUGCUGUUAAAUUAGAUAAUCAAACAUGCGGCAAACUCAGGUGUGAUCAGUAUUAUUAUGUUUGUUUGAUUUUUCAGUUUUUUGUAAGUUUAGAAAAGUAAAGUUUCACGUAUUAAUAGGCUUCUGCAAAAAAGGCAAUAUUUUCCCUUGGGUUUCCUAAACUUUUUCGUAGUGUCUUGUUGAGUUGUAGUAGCCUACCUUCGCCUGUUAAUAUACAUGUGUAACAAUUGCGCUAAUUUUGUAUCCAAAUAAGUGUAAGUAAAUUAUUGAGAAUGAUGUAACGCUGACUUCAUAUUUCAACGUGUAAAACGUGCUUUAUUGCGCUUUAUUGAACGCUUGGUGUUCCUUUAAAGGACGUAUUGAGGAUUAAUGUUUCGCAUGUACGUGAUUUAAGGGAAAUUAGAUUUCCGUGACUGUAACCUAAACGUUUCUAGAAUUGCGCAGUUGGACGUCAACUGAUCCAUUUCCAGUAAUGGAAAUGUUUGGGUGUAUAUAAGAUUAUGUUGACUAGUUAGAUGAUUGCCAUUACCAUUGUGUUGCAUUGCUAUUGGAGCGUUCAGAUCAGACCAGAAUUUAUCUAGAGUUAGCUCUGGAAACGGAACUUUUACACAUGCACAAGUGAUGCGCUUUUCUUCCAGGUACCUCUGUGAAAAAUAAUUUCCCACGCGACUUUAUAUACCUUACUAAGGAAUUUCUUAAUUUAAAAAUUAGAAUAAAUCUAUCAAUAAUAUAUUAAGAGUUCUGAAGAAAUGACAGGUAAAUGUCAACAAAAUUGCUUUUCAAGAAAAAAAAAUAAGACCAAGGUCUUAGCACAAGAGAAUAACGUUAACACUGCGCCGGUGAAAUUUAUUCGACUCUUUCGUUUUGCAUCGAGGAAUGACGCAAUGUUGAUAUCCGUAUCUGUCACGGCUUCCAUAUUAAAUGGAAUAUGCCUUCCCCUAAUGGUACUCCUUUGGGGAGACCUUUCCAACGUCAUCAUUGCAAAUUAUGAUCCCGGAACAAAUAAUACAGACAUCACCAACACAACGACUUGCCCAUCCCAUUCCAAUGCAACCCAACAUGUCCCUAUUUUCACAUUAUUUACACCUGAUAGCCGAGAUAUUAUGGACGCUGUCGUCCUCUUUGCGAUUGGCACAACUGUUAUAGGAUUAAUCUCAGUUUCGCUGAAUUUCAUAUUCAUUACAUGUCUGAAUAUCUCAGCUGAGAACCAAAUUUACAGAUUACGGAGCUUGGUUGUGAAAGCCAUUUUGGCCCAGGAAAUUAGUUGGCAUGACUCGAGAACAACUGACGGAUUGGCGGUUCGGGUUUCAGAAGACUUGACGAAAAUUCAGGAUGGAAUCGGCGAAAAAGUGGGACUUUUCUUGACGUACAGUUCCAUUUCACUGUGCUCUCUUAUUGCCGCUUUUUAUUUCGGAUGGGAGUUGGCACUCAUUACAUUAGUGGCCUUACCCAUUCUGACCAUCACCGCCGGAAUUCUGGCCAAAAUUCAAUCCACUCUCACAACCAAAGAGUCCGAAGCUUACGCAUCAGCUGGAAGUUUAGCCGAAGAGAUCAUUGGAGCUAUAAAAACCGUGACCAUGUUUGGUGCCCAAGAGAAAGAAGUUGAACGAUUCGAAGCUUCCAUCAAACCGGCACGAAGAGCAGGAAUCAAACGAGGAUUUGCCACAGGAAUUGGAAGCGGAUUGGUGUGGAUUCUCACUUACUCCAGCUAUGCGCUAACAUUUUGGUACGGCAUCAAACUCAUCCUCGAAUCGACGUGCGGUGGUGAAAACACAAGCAAGUACGACGCUGGGACGCUGAACAUUGUAUUUUUCAACAUGCUUUAUGCUGCUCUAAACCUGGGCAAGUUGCUCCCUUUCGUCGAGGCUUUUAACACAGCUCGAGUUGCGGCCGGAAGUAUCUAUCACAUCCUCGGUCAAAUCCCGGAGAUAGACAGUUCGUCAUCGGCUGGGAAACUCCCGACAAACGUCCACGGUCACAUCAAAAUUGAGAAUGUCGAUUUCAGUUAUUCAUCUCGUCCGGAUGUCCCCAUACUUCGAGAGAUCAGCUUUGAAGUAGCCGCCGGAAGAACAGUGGCUUUGGUUGGACAAAGUGGUUGCGGUAAAUCUACUUGCAUUCAAUUACUGCAACGAUUUUACGAUCCCAUUCGAGGCAAAAUAACCAUAGACGGACAUGAUGUGAAAGAACUCAACGUGCGCUGGUUGCGGGAAAAUAUUGGCGUUGUCGGACAAGAGCCUGUACUGUUCAGCAUGAGCAUACGUGAUAAUAUUCGGUACGGACAUCCUCGCUAUGAUGGCAUUUCACAAGAAGAUGUCGAGCUUGCUGCAAGGCAGGCUAACGCUCACGAUUUCAUCGCAUCGCUACCAAACGGUUACGACACGCUAGUAGGAGAACGUGGUGCUCAUCUCAGUGGCGGUCAGAAACAGCGGAUCGCAAUUGCCCGUGCCCUCGUUCGGAAUCCCAAAAUUCUGCUAUUUGAUGAAGCAACAUCAGCCCUAGAUACAAAUAGUGAAGCCGUGGUUCAACAAGCUUUAGAUCAGGCAAGGCAAGGGCGGACAACUCUAAUCGUUGCCCAUCGACUCACUACUAUCCGCAAUGCCGAUUCUAUUUUGGUUUUCAACAGCGGAGUGAUUCAAGAAGAAGGCGACCACGACAGCCUAAUGAAUAAGAGAGGGCUCUAUCACCGUUUAGUGGAAUCACAGGAACACAAUGUCACAUCAGACGAAGUAGAUGAGCAUCAGGAAUUCAACUUAGAACCUCUGGAACAAGACAAUUCAAACACGGACGCAUUAUCCCAAAUUUCGCCAAUAACUCAGCCGCAAACAGAAGAGAAAACUAACAUUUCUACACAGCAACCUCUUCCGCUGCAGUCUGUCAACAAAGACAAGGAUAUUUCCAUGUGGGAAAUAUUGAAAUUGAACAAACCCGAAUGGGUAUACAUAACUUUGGGUGUGAUCGGUUCAGCCCUACUCGGAUUGAGCACCCCGGUCUAUGCGAUGGUGUACGGCGAACUAAUGGGUUUACUUGAUCCGUCCCUUCCGGUAGACGAAGCAAAGCAGUCGAACAAUACUCUUGCACUGAUUUUCUUGGGUAUCGCGUUGGGUACCGGUUUGGGCGCUUUUAUGCAGACCUUCAUGUUAACCAUCGCUGGAGAGAAGCUGACUUUCCGCUUGAGGACACUUUCUUUCCGAUCUAUCCUUUGGAAAGAGAUUGGCUGGUUCGAUCAACUCGAAAAUUCCGUCGGCUCGUUGUGUGUUCGACUCUCCGGUGACUCUUCGGCCAUCCAAGGAGCUACUGGAGCAAGAAUAGGCCUCCUCGUUCAGGUUUCAGUCAGCAUUUUAUUUGCCCUGACACUGUCGCUGGUUUACGACUGGAAACUAGCGUUAGCUAGCGGCAUAUUCGUACCCAUUGUCCUCUUGUCGGGCCUCCUGGAAGUCAAAAUGAACAUGGGUCAGAAUGCGAAAAAGGCAAAAGCUCUGGAACGAUCCACUCGGCUGGCGACUGAAGCCAUUUCCAAUAUCCGGACAGUAGCCAGCCUCGGUCUUGAAGAAACUUUUAAUGCCAAAUACAUGGAUUCCCUCCACGAGCCCUACAAGGUUGCCAAGAAACUGACACACGUCCGUGCGCUGAUUUUCGGAUUAACGUGCAACAUGUCGUGCUUCGCAUCAGUCGUCUGCAUGUCCUACGGCGGCUAUUUAAUUCAAAACGAAGGCUUGGCUUACAAAGAAGUCUUCAAAAUCUGUGAAGCGCUUGUGUUUGGCAUGGAGAUGGUUGGACAGACACUUGCAUUCACGCCCAAUUACGGCCGUGCCAAAACAGCGGCCAAAAGAAUUUUCCAUCUCAUUGAAGGCAAUUUUGCGACUCCGAAAACAAACAUCUCUCCACCGCAACCUAAAAAUUUAAUCGUCGAAGGAAAAGUGGAAUUACACGACGUCCAUUUCUGUUAUCCAACAAGGGCGGAUGUCUCUGUUCUGAGAGGCUUAUCCACCACCAUCUUACCUGGCCGGACAGUGGCCCUUGUCGGCCACAGCGGUUGCGGGAAAUCGACAAUCAUCCAACUCCUCCAGCGUUUCUACGAGCCUCAUUCCGGCUGUAUUUUGGUCGACGGGAAGGACAUCACUCUCCUCUCGGCUGAUUUGCUUCGAUCAAAUGUUGGCAUUGUGUCACAAGAGCCUGUGCUCUUUAACCGAACCAUUGCGGAGAAUAUCGCUUACGGCGAUUUGAGUCGAACGAUAGCCAUGCCAGAAAUCAUUGAGGUCGCCAGACAAGCCAACAUCCACAACUUCAUUCAAUCUCUACCACUCGGGUACGAAACGGCGGUCGGACAAAGAGGCGCCCAGUUGAGCGGUGGGCAGAAACAGCGGGUGGCCAUCGCACGGGCGCUCAUUCGCCAUCCCAGGAUCCUUCUGCUGGAUGAGGCGACCUCGGCGCUGGAUGCGGAAAGCGAAAAAGUCGUUCAAGAAGCGCUGGAUCGUGCAAGUCAAGGACGGACGUGCAUUAUAAUCGCUCACCGGCUCAGCACAGUCAAGGAUGUCGACGAGAUCCUGGUUGUUGAUAAAGGUCAAAUUAAAGAAAACGGCAAACACGAGGAUUUGAUUCAGUUGAAAGGAAUUUACUACCAGUUGUGGACUAUACAGGGUUUAAACAACCAAUAAUGUAAU
This is a messenger RNA of Daphnia pulicaria, 4902 nucleotides long. Its product is annotated as ATP-dependent translocase ABCB1-like. Gene Ontology annotation, biological process: transmembrane transport. The coding region runs from base 991 to 4896 and encodes 1301 amino acids. Lineage: Eukaryota; Metazoa; Arthropoda; Branchiopoda; Diplostraca; Daphniidae. Gene Ontology annotation, molecular function: ABC-type transporter activity; ATP binding; ATP hydrolysis activity. Gene Ontology annotation, cellular component: membrane. The transcript has 7 exons. The record is from RefSeq and is a predicted model, not a curated record.